AUGUGUUGAUGUGGUGAUGGUUGUGCUGGGAGAAACAGACUGAAUUUUAUGAGAGUAAAUUGCCCAGGCUAAGUCACUGUUUUGCGUUUUGAAGAUCGCUACGUGCUGUAUCCGUGGAAGUACAAAUUAGAAGGAAGGAAGUUGAAGAAAUGGAGGAUGAAAUAGGAGAAGUUGAAUCUCAAGGAAUGGAUUCUGUAAAUGAUCUUGUUUCUUUUCUUGAUCAUGGUUAUGAAUCCGAAGGGGAGCUGAACACGAGGAAACUCGUCGCUCAAAUGAAUAGAAAGAAAAAGAAAUCUGGAGGAUUUCAAUCUAUGGGUCUAUCUCAUCCUGUAUUCAAAGGAGUCAUUAGGAAAGGAUACAAAGUUCCAACACCCAUACAGAGAAAAUGCGUUCCAGUAAUCAUGGGUGGCAGAGAUGUAGUUGCAAUGGCACGGACUGGAAGUGGAAAGACGGCUGCAUUUCUGAUUCCGUUGUUUGAGAAAUUGCAAACUAGAAGCAGCAAGGCUGGAGCCCGAGGAUUGCUUCUCUCACCAACUAGAGAGCUGGCUCUUCAGACAUUGCAGUUCAUAAAAGAGUUGGGGAAGUUCACAAGUCUCAAAUCAGCCUGUAUACUCGGUGGAUCAAAGAUAGACGAUCAAUUUGAAGCGUUGCACGGCAAUCCUGACAUUAUAGUUGCCACACCAGGAAGGUUAAUGCAUGUAUUGAUGGAAAUGGAUCUGAGAUUAUCAAGUGUUGAAUAUGUUGUUUUUGAUGAAGCAGACAGAUUAUUUGAGCUUGGAUUUCAAGAGCAACUUCAAGAAAUUAUUUCCCGUCUUCCAUCAGAGAGACAAACUUUGUUAUUUUCUGCAACUUUACCAAAACAACUUGUCGAAUUCGCAAAAGCAGGACUAAAUGACCCUACUUUGAUUAGGUUGGACGUCGACUCAAAGCUCAGUGAACAGCUAAAGCUGACAUUUCUCUUUGCGAGAUGUGAAGACAAACCAGCGGUCUUGGUUCAUAUGUUGCGCAACAUCGUCAAACCUCAUGAGCAGACUGUUGUGUUUGCAGCUACUAAACAUCAUGUGGAGUAUAUAAGACUGCUUCUUUCUCGAUGCGGAAUCGAUUGUUCAUAUGUAUACAGUAGUUUGGAUCAAACAGAACGGAAAAUUAACAUUGGCAAGUUCAGAAACAAGAAGACCAUGGUCCUACUAGUAACAGAUGUCGCAGCUCGUGGGCUCGAUAUCCCAAUGUUGGACAACGCUAUCAAUUAUAAUUUCCCUGCCAAGUCGAAACUAUUUGUUCAUAGAGUAGGUCGAGUAGCGAGAGCAGGGAGGACAGGAACUGCGUAUUCUCUUAUAUCACCUGACGAAGUCGCUUACUUGAUUGAUCUCCAUUUAUUCUUGGGCCGAUCAUUAAAUAUUGCAAGAUCAGGAAAACAGUAUGAAAACUGGGAAGAUUUAUUUGGUCGAGCUCCUCAAGUUGUCAUCGACGACGAAAACACAACUCUGCGGAUAUUUUCUGAAGAAAACGAAAUCGCUAAUUUAUUAAAAGUAUCUACCAAUGCCUAUAAGCAAUAUAUUCGGUCUCGACCUGUUGCUUCUUCUGAGUCCAUAAAACGAGCCAAAGCAAUUCUGGAAGAUAAAAAAAUUGGAAUACAUCCAGCUUAUAGAAACGCAAUAGAUUCUUCUGAAGAACUCAGACAACAAUUGUUAACAAGCAUGAAAUCAUAUAAGCCAAACAGUACAAUAUUUGAGAUUGGUUCGACUGGGAAAUCUUCAGGAUUCAAAGCUAUGCAGGCAACGAGAAAACAGAAUGAAAAAUAUAUCGAGAAAUAUCAGAACAAGAAACAGAAACUUCAUGAAGAAGAAAAAGAUGGAUGUUCAAAAGUUCAAAUUCCAUCAAGUAGCAGCGUAACAACAGAAGAGUACCAUUCACUUAUGGGGAAAGAAGACAAUACUGAUAAGGUUUCAAUUGGUGAUUUUGCUGGCAGUAUAAGGAAAAGAAAAAAUGACGAAGGCGUCUUUGAACUUUCAAAUAAAAAGAUGAAAAAACUUUCUCAUUCUGCCAAAGAUGAAGAGCAUUAUAUUAAUUAUAAACCGAAGGAUCAUCACACAGAAUCUGGGCUCAGUCUUGAUAUCUCAAAAUCUUCGUUUGAACAUGAAGCAUCAGGAGCUGUGUUGGAUCUGAUGGGAGACGACGAUAAAUCUAUUCGAAAACAAAAAGGACAGCGCAAGGUUUGGGACAGAAAAAAGAAAAAAUUUGUUCAGCUGCAAUCCAACAUGUCAAUAAAGAACGGGAAAAUCCACACAGAAAGUGGAGCCAUAAUCAAGAAAUCAUAUAAAAAGAACAUUUACCAGGAAUGGAAAGAUAAAACAAAACAGGAAGAACAGGAUGAGAUGACGGGAGAGGAUGGCGGUGGGGCUACUAAUAGACGAGGGUUCAAGUUCAAUAAAGUUGGUAGAAGAGGACAAUCAGGCCCUCGAGUGAAAUCAGAACUCAAACGCCCUGAUGAAAUAUUAAAAGAAAGAAAAGAGAGAGAACGUAAAAUGCAACGUGGACGAGGUGGUGGAUCGUCAAGGGGACGGGGAGGGCCUUCUCGGGGUGGUGGAAGCUCGAGGGGCCAUGGAGGGCCUUCUCGGGGUGGUGGACGCUCAAGGGGGCCUUCUCGGGGUGGACCCUCGUUUGGGAAUAAAAAGGGUUUUGGUGCACCGAGAGGACAACAAUUUGGACAUGGUAGACCUUCUAGAGGAGGUUUUAGAGGUGGCUCACGGGGGCGUGGUGGAGGAGGAGGUCGUGGUGGAAGGAGGAGAUGA
Styela clava is the source of this 2792-nucleotide messenger RNA. RefSeq names its product ATP-dependent RNA helicase DDX54-like. Gene Ontology annotation, molecular function: RNA binding; ATP binding; RNA helicase activity. The record is from RefSeq and is a predicted model, not a curated record. NCBI's taxonomy places the organism in Eukaryota, Metazoa, Chordata, Ascidiacea, Stolidobranchia, Styelidae. Gene Ontology annotation, cellular component: cytosol; nucleus.